AUGAAUCCAGUUAAGAGCGUGCUGCGCGAGCUCUCGAGCGUGCUGUGGGUGGCCACCGACGGGCGUGCGUCCAUCAGGGAGGUGACCGUGUCCCUCCCUCGCACUUGGAAGCCCGACGCCAUCACUUGCUCCCUGCAUACGCCCUUGACGGUGUCGGCCGCCCCCACCAACGCCCACAUCCAGGUGACAGCGCCGCACCCGGUGUUCGACUCGCGCCCGUGGACGCAGCAGAGUGAGGGCUGCGGGCGGCCAGGAGACUUCAUCCAGCUCGGGGGCGACCUGCUGCGCGCCGCCACCAACGACUCGCACGCCCGCGCCGCCCGCCUACUGCUGACGGAGUGGGCCAAGUUCCGGUGGGGCGUGUUCGACGAGCGGGGCCACGCCGGCGACCCGCUCUUCCCGCCCACCUUCAGAGACCCCAACACCUACCAGUUCUCGGCGACGGCGUGCGCGGACGGCGUGGUCAGGGGAACCGUGUGCGACUCCGCCCAGCCCGGCUGCGCCUUCACGCCCGAAAUCUACAACAACGACCAUCUCACCACAUCGCUCCUCUCGCUGCCCGAAAUCCCGUCGGUCCGUCGGUUCUGCAACAACAAGAACCACAAACGUGAGGCGCCCACCAAGCACAACGCUCUUUGCGGAGGCCGCUCGGUGUGGGAGAUUAUUCAGCAGACGGAGGAUUUCGUCGGGGGCAGGAACCCCCCGGGCAGCGGGAGUCGCGGCCUGGAGCCCGUGUUGCGCUACGUGCAGGACGCCGCUCCGCGCUACGUGUUCGUCAUCGAGGACACGGCCUCUAUGAAUCUGCAGCGUCGAUGGGAGUUCCUGCGCAAGGCUAUGCGUCGCGUGGUAGUGUACGACGUGCCGGAUGGCGCCCACGUGGGCGUGGUGACCUUCCACUCCGUCGCCCGCACCGUGGCGCCGCUGACUUUCAUCGAGAGCGAGGACUCGGACAUGCGGCAGCGCGUGGGAUCGUCGCUGCCGCGCAACCCGUCGGCCGUCCCCGAGAGCCACAAGUGCGUGCUGUGCGGCAUGCAGGAGGCGCUGCGGGUGCUCAACGAGGGCGACGCAACGGGCGCUACCAUCAUCCUCGUCACGACGGGGACCGGGCCGACGCCCGCCCGGGAGGUGGAUGAGAUGAUUCGCCUGGCGGAGACGAGGCGGCUGCGCGUCGAGGUGGUGCUUUACCCGCUGACGGAGCGCAGGGGCGCCGCCGCCAUCACGCACGGCCUCGAGCGCCUCGUGGAGGCCUCCCGCGGCACCAUCUUUACCGUUAUGGAUGAGGGCGUCGGGAACGACUCCAAGGUCAAGAUGAUGGUAGCGCUGAUGGACUCCCUGCUGGCGGCCGUGCGCCAGAACGCGCCGUCGCACGCGCCCGGGUCACCCGUGCUCGUCCACAGCGCGGGCUACCCCGGCGGGAUCGCGUCCAUGUCCGAGGGCUCCUUCGCCUUGGACGAGUCGUUGGGGCAGAACGCGCGCUUCUCCGUCUACUACUACGACCUGAACCACGUGGGCAACGCCAUCCAGCUCACAGCGCCUUCCGGCCAGAUGAUCGCCUCCGUUAACGUGCAGGAGGAAGACGGAGACGUCAACAUGAUCUUCGUUAACUUAGAAAAGGCGGAGCGCGGACUGUGGACCUACAAAGUGGAGAACCGUGCGGACUCGCACCAGGGGCUGUACGUGCAGGUGACGGCCAAGAGGAACGCCUCCACGGGACUCCAGGUUCGCCUGUGGACCAACUCGGGCUCGCGGCCCAUCAAUUCUUCGGAUCCUUCAGCCCCCGUGAUAGUCUACGCCGAAGUGAAGGACGGCGUCGCCCCCAUCCUGGACGCGCGGGUCGUGGCCAAGCUGCAGCGCCUCGGCACCAAUGUCACCGGCAGCAACUACGAGCCCAUUUACAUGGAGCUCUGGGAUAACGGCAUCGGGGAUCCAGACAUCACCAAAGGCGAUGGCAUUUAUUCUCGUUACCUGCCAACACUGCGCGGGUACCCGGGUCGCUACCUCCUCAGCGCCGACAUCGACUACAACAGCGGGAUGGCCGUGAUCGCCAAGGGCCCGCCCACGCGCCACCACAAGGGUCCGUCGUCGCACUUGGCCCAUUACUUCCAACAUCCCAACUACGACGGCUGGAACAGCGAGCAGACCUGCUGCGGAAGCGCCAUCCCGCAUGUGCACACGCGUCGUGCGCCGCCCUUCCUGCGCCAUGAGACUUGGGGUGUCCUGGAGGUGGUCGCGCCGCCGCCCCCACGUGACAACGUCCCUCCGUCGCGCAUCCUGGACCUGAAGGUGGACGUCAACGACACAGUUCACGAGAUCAGCCUCCGCUGGACGGCGCCAGGCGACGACUGGGACAACGGGCGCGCGCACCACUACGAGGCGGUCGUCGCCCCGUACUGGCGAGAGGCGAGGGCGUUCCAGGGCGACCGGCUCACGGGGCUGCCGACGCCGCUCCCCGCGGGCACCAUGCACGCCACGACGCUGCAGUUCACUAGAUACGAGGAGUUAUGGUACCUCUGCGUAAGAGCCGUGGACGAAGCCGGCAACACUGGUGCAGUAGGAAACAUUGCCGCGCUGUGGGUUCCUCGACCUCCUACCACCUACGAGAUUACCACGAGGACGCAGCCUGCUCUCACCACUUCAGGCAACUAUACGCUUACGUCAGAGCUCGGAUCCGGCCGACCCGUAGGAGUGAUGGAGCUGCAGCUGGAGGACGUCGCCGUCAUCCUGGGGAGCAUCGGCGGGUUCCUGGUGGUGGUGGCCGUGCUGGUGUCCUACUGCUACUGCCACACUAGCCGGAGGAGGAAGCAGCAGCACGAGAAGGACGUGGAGAAGGUGCACGGCGGCGCGGGCAGUGGCAGCGUCAUGGUCAAGUCGGGCUCGGUCGGCCUGGAGGAGGGCGGUGGCAGCCACGAGUCGCUGGACAGCGUAGUCAAGGAGUGCCCGGACGCCAGUCGAGACGGACGCCCGCUGUCGCCUGUGCAGUCCUGGGGCGCGACCACUCUCCUCCAGGAACACGAACGCCGGCUGUCGGUGCACAGCGGAGGAGCCGCGGACGAGGGCCCUUUGCAUGCGCCCUUCCCCGAUGUCACGGUGACGGAUUACAGGCCAGCCACGGGCGCCGUCGAGCCCUCAGUCUACCUGCCCUGCCAGCACGAGGAGGCCGCCUGCCACUGUGCCGUCCCCGGACCCGACUACACCAGCUACGCCGCCGCUUGGGACGAGCCACUGACGGGCCAUCUGCUGUCGCGCGCCCGCACCGCCGCCCCCACGCCCGCACCACACCAGCAGCCGCAGCAGAUCCCGCAGGCUGACCGCAAGCGCCGCAACGUGACCCAAGUGUAGAUCAGCGGCUCCGAGACGGUGGGAAUUUCUCAAACGCGAGUGCCAAGUAGCUAAUACGUACCAGGUGCUCCAUGCUCAAUUUGACCCUGGUUUAGGGAAACCAAUUUUGUAUCGGUCAGAACUUUCUGGGGACGCAUGUCCAUGUUGUACUAUUGAACAGGAAACGCGUGCCGACGAAUAUGCUGUGGUCUGUAUAUCAGUAUACACAUGCACAGAAAUUGUGUGUCGUAAUGUUUUGUGUAAAGAUAGAGUACAUUACUUCUGGACUUCCAUAGAGAGGUGGCCGAGUUGAUAUACUAGUUAUACUCUGUAUAACAUGUUUAGUUAAAAGAGCAAGAUUUUCAGGUGGGGAGGGAAGGGAGGGCACCAAAGAAUUUUUUGAAAGGUCAAGUCCAUCUGUCAACUUGAAAGCAAGCAGAACGCUGCAGUGGAAGGCACCGUCAGACCUAAACAAACUCUAUGUGAGGUGUUAUUUGUGCUUCAAUUGCUCUUGCUGUUUAAGUGAAAUUGUCAAAUGCUGAAAAAAGAAAAUUGUUUCAGUUCGUAAAAAAUGAUCUCAGCUACACUUCGAUAUCAAUGUUAUUUCAGCUUUUUGUUGAGUGUCGCGUGACUGACGUGCAUCAUCAGUUCUGAAUGAGAUGUAUCAGAACAGAGUGUGAGGGACCAAGUCAUUAUGUAUUCUGCUGUGUUUCGACAAGAACAAACUAUCCGUUUUGGAUAGAAUCUACCUUAAAAAAAAAGAGAGAAGCAUAUCAUAGUUUAUGUAAUUUACACUGAAAAGAAUGUUCUCAAAACUAUGUAUAUGUUUAAUGUUUCAUGUGAUAAAUGUGUACAUACAUUGAUGUGAUCAGCUUACUUAAAUGUGCCUCUUUUCCUCCACUUUUUUCUCUUCGGGGCAGGGGAGACUGCACAGGCUCGGAAAAAAACAGCCCCAAGUAGAUUACGAAAAAAGUAGAAGAAAAUGAAAACAAAAGAGGGAAAGGGUGUCUCUGACGUCUCCUCUUCCCCUUUCUCCAUCUUUGCCGAUUCCUCUCUUUCUACAAUUUUCUCUUGUGCUUGAUUUUCCCUCAACUCACCUUUAAUCCUCCUAGUGUAAUCAGCUUUUUAUACUCUCGAACGAACCAUAUAGUAUUUACACUUUCCUGACAAAACCGUCAAGACAUCAACAGGGUGACCCACCGCUUUUUAUGUUGUGACUGCUUUAACGAUGAUAAAAAUAAACUCGCGUGGAGACUGCUUAGUAUGUAGAUCUAGCCUGAGAUUUUUUUGUUAGGGUUUUGUAUAAAAGUUAUAUAGACACAUACAGACAUAUGCAUAUAAUUACACAAAAGCGUGCAUGUGCACAUACCCACACAAACUAACACAUUAACAUCUAAGAAAUAACGAAAACAUACAGUACACACGCAAAACACACCCCGCACUCCUACUAACACAAAACCUUUAAACACAUGUACACAGACACAUCCACACAACCGUACUGUACAUACAUAACUGAGUGUGUAUGUAUGCGUGUAUAUCUAUAGCCUACGAAAUGUGUUUGGGUCGAAACUCCUGCAGAAACAAGCCCAAUACAGUUCUGGACAGCACUCAAUCCACUUUCGCAAAGAUAAUAAGCACAGCACUACUGAUAUGUCACUCCAGUGUUAUUUUCUAUAUUAGGGAGUAAACUAAGAAAAAUCAGUCACUUUAUCUUUAAGUGUUUUUGAUAUUAGACGUCAAGGGAUUUGUUUGUUUCUUUCAUUUCUUGUUUCCAAACUUUCAUUUAUCUUGACGUCGCAUUAUCAUUAUUAUUAUUGCCAUUGUAUUCUCUUUGUGUCAAAUGAUUUUUAAAGAUUAAGACAAUGCAUUGACUUAAUUGAUGUAAGGAGUUGUUCACCUCAGUUCCAACAAGGCAUUACAAUAUUUUCUUACUGUGGAAUUAGACAUGAUAUGGACUUGUAAAUGGACGUUGUACGGUGUUUUGCACUAGUCAUUAAAGAUUGCCAAGUGUACGUAUA
This is a messenger RNA of Penaeus monodon (black tiger shrimp), 5336 nucleotides long. RefSeq names its product calcium-activated chloride channel regulator 4-like. The coding region runs from base 1 to 3339 and encodes 1112 amino acids. The transcript is spliced from 9 exons. The record is from RefSeq and is a predicted model, not a curated record. NCBI's taxonomy places the organism in Eukaryota, Metazoa, Arthropoda, Malacostraca, Decapoda, Penaeidae.